AUGUUGAAUCAGUCGUCGUCUUCCUCCACUAAAAAUUACAUUGAUGUUUGUGGCGAGAUUAGCGAAUGUAAUAGCACUGCAGCUUCGCAGCGUCUUCUUAGUGGUGGCACUGGUUCCAGACAGUUGAAGCAAGAGGAGCCAAUCACUGCUGCUACCAGUGUUUGUGCAGUCGCGAAUGAUACACCUAAUAUGAGCACUCAUGAUGAAGCUGGUUGCAUGGCCAGUCUAUUUCAGACCCCUCCUUGGGCGUCAAUGGCUAUUCUUCCGCCACAUAAUUUAGCCCAGCAGCAGGGAGGCGUCACACGAGAAGUUGUUGGAACUACAAAUCAUCCACUGGCAAUGCGUUAUUCAAGUUUUGAUGGAACUGCUGCCGCGGCUGCGAAAGAUCCUAUGAAUCCGAUGAAUGCACCUCUUUAUCAAGUUAGUAUUUGCCCUAAUGUUGUGUAUCAAAUGUUUAUACAUUUAUGCUGUGGUAAAUAG
Messenger RNA from Cercopithifilaria johnstoni, 480 nucleotides. NCBI's taxonomy places the organism in Eukaryota, Metazoa, Nematoda, Chromadorea, Rhabditida, Onchocercidae. The record is from the annotation of a GenBank genome assembly.